AUGUGGGGUUAUGUUUCAGGAACUUCCACGAAACCGAAGGAUGAUAAGGAUGAGAGCUUUGUAGAACAGUUGGAUCUUUGGGAUGCCAACAAUUCGAAAAUCAUCACUUGGGUCAACAACUCAGUUCAACAAUCAAUCGGUAUCCAGUUCGCGAAAUAUAAGACAGCGAAGGAAGUUUGGGAGCACUUGGAAAGGUUGUAUACACAGUCUAAUUUCGCAAAGCAGUAUCAGUUGGAGAUUGACAUUCGGGCCCUUCAACAGAAUAGCAUGACCGUUCAGGAAUUUUAUUCUACUAUGUCUAAUCUGUGGGAUCAGCUUGCUUUGACUGAAUCAGCGGAGUUACGGGCAUUUGCCCCUUACAUUGCUCGGAGAGAGGCACAGCGUCUAGUUCAGUUUUUUAUGGCUCUUCGAGAUGAGUUUGAAGGUCUUCAUGGAACAAUCCUGCAUCGCAGUCCUCUUCCGUCGGUUGAUUCGGUGGUUAAUGAGUUGUUAGCAGAAGAGAUGUGUUUGAAGUCGCGAAUUGAUAAAGUGGGGGUGGAAAAGGGGAUUCUUCCUUCUCCGAACCCCCCUGUCUUUGCAGUUCCUCAUCGGCUAGCCUCCAACAAUCAACACAAGACUCAAGCCAAGGUUGGCUACGACGAAUGCAAUUUUUGCAAGCAAAAGGGACACUGGAAGACUCAAUGUCUGAAACUGUUGAACAGGGCGCAAUCACCGAAUCAGCCUCCUCACUGGAAAUCUGGCAACCAAGCUCACCGACCUCUGCACUCUAUGUCUUCGAACAUGGCAGCUAUUGUUCCACCUGCAGAUUUUGGAAGCACUCCUAGUACCUCGAUUGCUACACUCACAAAGCAGUUACAGAAUUUCAUUGCCUCGCAGCCACACGCCAUGUCAGCCCCCUCACACAUAGGUUUUCCUUCUAGUAGCACACCAGAUGGUACCUUACAUCAAACCUCUUGUAUCGAUACACCAGAGAAAAAUGGGGUUGCCGAAAGAAAACACAGACACAUUGUUGAAACUGCUCGUUCUCUCUUAUUGUCUGCUUAUGUUCCUAGUGAGUUAUGGGGGGAAGCCAUUCUGACUGCAGUUCAUUCCAUCAAUAGAAUUCCGUCAUCUGUCACUUCAGGAUACAUUUCAGGCAUGACAGUUAAAGCAAUCAUGAUGUUUUUGAAACCAAACAAUUAG
Messenger RNA from Humulus lupulus (European hop), 1182 nucleotides. RefSeq lists its product as uncharacterized. The record is from RefSeq and is a predicted model, not a curated record. The transcript is spliced from 3 exons. Gene Ontology annotation, molecular function: nucleic acid binding; zinc ion binding. NCBI's taxonomy places the organism in Eukaryota, Viridiplantae, Streptophyta, Magnoliopsida, Rosales, Cannabaceae. The coding region runs from base 1 to 1182 and encodes 393 amino acids.